UUGUGCUACCUAGCUGCCGUGAACACAAAUCGCGAUGGCCACCGAGACGUUGGUCGGCGACGUGGACUUCGAGGGCGACGUCAUCACCACCACCAUCACGUCCUCCGGCGCCGCCGUGGCCGCCUGGCUCCGCAAGAUCCGCUACGUCUACCGCUGGGUCUACCACAAGCUCAUCGUGGGCCUGGACGUGGAGUGGCGCCCCAGCUACAGCCACGCGCAGAACCCCGUCGCGCUCCAGCAGCUCUGCGUCGGCCGCCGCUGCCUCAUCUUCCAGCUCCUCCACGCCGACUACUUCCCACAGGCGCUCGUCACCUUCCUCGCCGACCCGGACUUCCGCUUCGUCGGCAUCGGCGUGCAGGACGACGCCAACCGCCUGAGUAACGACCACGGCCUUGGGGUCGCCAACACCGUCGACCUGCGCCACCUCGCGGCCGACGAGAUGGGCAAGCCGUGGCUCCGCCAGGCCGGGCUCAGGGACGUCGCGGACGCCGUCAUGGGGGCCAGCGUCGACAAGCCGCACAGCAUCACGAUGGGACCGUGGGACGCCUACCGCCUCUCCGACGAGCAGAUCAAGUACGCCUGCAUCGACGCGUUCGUCUCCUUCGAGGUCGGCCGGAAGCUCCUCACCGGCGACUACUGA
Triticum aestivum (bread wheat) is the source of this 640-nucleotide messenger RNA. Its product is annotated as Werner Syndrome-like exonuclease. Gene Ontology annotation, cellular component: nucleus; cytoplasm. Gene Ontology annotation, molecular function: nucleic acid binding; 3'-5' exonuclease activity. Bases 35 to 640 code for a protein of 201 amino acids. The transcript has a single exon. Gene Ontology annotation, biological process: nucleobase-containing compound metabolic process. The record is from RefSeq and is a predicted model, not a curated record. NCBI's taxonomy places the organism in Eukaryota, Viridiplantae, Streptophyta, Magnoliopsida, Poales, Poaceae.